AUGCGUACUCCGGGCUCCUCUCCAGAGUGGUUGCUAACAGUUUGCCUGGUGCUGUCACUAUCAGCGAUCGGCGCGAUCGCCGAGCCCAAAGUUGAAAUAUUACGAUCAAACGUUGAAAACGAUGGCCUUGGAAAUUACGAGUUUUGGUACGAACAAUCAGACGGGACCAAAAGAUGGCAAACUGGCGUUCUAAAACAGAACAGCAACGGUCAACCCUUCGUCUACACGACUGGAGGAUAUGCAUACUACGACCAAUUGACAGGCGUUUUACACACAAUCAAUUUUGUCGCUGAUGAAAACGGUUAUCACCCAACUUAUUCCGAAGAAAGCCCGCCCGCGGCUGCACCGCCACGGUUUGCGCAAGCAGCAGCUGGUGGAUAAUCUGCAUCUGAUCAGAAUCUGUAGUCAUUGACUCUGUUUUUUUUACUGCACAUAAUGUUAUUAUAGAAUACCACUACACAGUUAUUUUAUAUCAGUAAAAUAUAACAAACAGAUCUUUAGUAUAAAACAAAGACGCCCUCGCCAUUUCUUUGUCCUGGCAUCAGUCAUGGUUACAUCCAACCUCUUUAAAGAGGAACCUGGAUUGCGGCUUUUGACCAAGUUCCUGUAUUGAAUAAGUUGGGUUUGUACACGAAGCGACCCCCGACCGACAUCAACAUAAGAUUAUGGUAAAAGCUGCACUAGGUAAAUGUGCUUUUU
Molecule: messenger RNA, 699 nt
Organism: Amyelois transitella
Lineage: Eukaryota; Metazoa; Arthropoda; Insecta; Lepidoptera; Pyralidae
Product: endocuticle structural protein SgAbd-6-like
Exons: 3
Coding region: 1-381 (126 amino acids)
Cellular component (GO): chitin-based extracellular matrix
Molecular function (GO): structural constituent of chitin-based larval cuticle
Source: RefSeq, a predicted model, not a curated record